Molecule: messenger RNA, 1968 nt
Organism: Globicephala melas (long-finned pilot whale)
Lineage: Eukaryota; Metazoa; Chordata; Mammalia; Artiodactyla; Delphinidae
Gene: LIMS2
Product: LIM zinc finger domain containing 2
Biological process (GO): cell-cell adhesion; positive regulation of substrate adhesion-dependent cell spreading; positive regulation of integrin-mediated signaling pathway
Cellular component (GO): cytoplasm; focal adhesion; cell-cell junction
Source: RefSeq, a predicted model, not a curated record
CCCCCUCAGUUUCCUCCUGCCCCCGUGUUGGAGGCCCAGCGCCCUGGAACGAUGGAAGGCAGAGGAAGAUCCUGCUCACGCUUCCUUGACCCGCUAGAAAGGUUUUCCAGGGAAAUGGAAUCUGAGUUAUAGAUUUCUGCGAGUCCUCCGGAUCCUUAUUUAACGCUGCGCGUGGUGCCUGCCCGGCCAGCAGUGGCCACAGUUGAGAUGCUGGCCGUGGGUGUUUGCACUUAGAUCACAGUAACUCCGCCAGUCCCUUUAGUAACAUGUCCAAUGCCUUGGCCAAUGCCGUGUGCCAGCGCUGCCAGGCCCGCUUCGCCCCCGCCGAGCGGAUUGUCAACAGCAACGGCGAGCUGUACCACGAGCACUGCUUCGUGUGCGCACAGUGCUUCCGGCCCUUCCCCGACGGGCUCUUCUACGAGCUCGAAGGGCGGAAGUACUGCGAACACGACUUCCAGAUGCUGUUCGCUCCGUGCUGCAGGACCUGCGGCGAGUUCAUCAUCGGCCGCGUCAUCAAGGCCAUGAACAACAACUGGCACCCCGGGUGCUUCCGCUGCGAGCUGUGCGACGUGGAGCUGGCCGACCUGGGCUUUGUGAAGAACGCCGGCAGGCACCUGUGCCGACCCUGCCACAACCGUGAGAAGGCCAAGGGCCUGGGCAAGUACGUCUGUCAGCGCUGCCACCUGGUCAUCGACGAGCAGCCCCUCAUGUUCAGGAACGACGCCUACCACCCAGACCACUUCAGCUGCACCCACUGCGGGAAGGAGCUGACUGCAGAGGCCCGCGAGCUGAAGGGCGAGCUCUACUGCCUGCCCUGCCAUGACAAGAUGGGUGUCCCCAUCUGUGGGGCCUGCCGCCGGCCCAUCGAGGGCCGUGUGGUCAACGCGCUGGGCAAGCAGUGGCACGUGGAGCACUUUGUCUGUGCCAAGUGUGAGAAGCCGUUCCUGGGGCACCGGCACUAUGAGAAGAAGGGCCUGGCCUACUGUGAGACCCACUACAACCAGCUCUUUGGGGACGUCUGCUACACCUGCAGCCACGUGAUCGAGGGCGAUGUGGUGUCGGCCCUCAACAAGGCCUGGUGUGUGCACUGCUUCUCCUGUUCUACCUGCAACAGCCGGCUCACCCUGAAGAACAAGUUUGUGGAGUUCGACAUGAAGCCCGUGUGUAAGAGGUGCUACGAGAAGUUCCCGCUGGAGCUGAAGAAGCGGCUGAAGAAGCUGUCGGAGCUGGCAGCCCGCAGGGCGCAGCCCAAGUCUGCGGGCCUCCAGCCCGCCUGAGAGGCCCGCCCGCCGCCCGCAUCGUCCUCCUGCUCCCCCCGCUUCGCCGCCCGCCCCCGCUGCCCGAACCUGCGGCUUCUCCCUGCCGUCUCUCCGCUCAGCAUCCCCCCCAAGGCGUCCCGUCCCUCCCCUCCCUCCUUCCACGAGGCCAGAGGCCAUGGGGCAGGGGCCUGGGCGUGGCAAGCCUGUGACACAUCCUCGUCCACAGCUUCGGCCCGAGGUCUUCCAGGGACAGAAGCAAGUAGGGCCAGGGUCACCUGGGCCGGCCUGUCCUGACCUGUCCCAUCCCCGCAGGAGGCCUCGUGGCUCGCAUUCUGUGGCAGCUUGGCCAGCCUCCGCCCCCCGUGGCACAGGUGCAGCCCACGGCCAGGCGGCCGCCCGGACCCCAGGGCCAUGUGGGUGGGCGCCCCCGGGGAGCCACCCUGCAGUCCCCCGACCACGCACGUGCUCAGCCAAGCAGGAGCCUCGUGCCCAGGCCAGGCCGGCGAGUCCCGCUUCUUCAGCCCACGCAGCAGCGGGAGGGCCCCCGCUCGCCCCGCCGCCAGGGCACCCGCUGACUCCCCGGUGCAGCCUGGGGCCAGGAGGUGGUGGGCUCUGGUGGGCGGCUCAUUCCUGCCCUCCGGGGAGGACAGCGUGGGACCCUGGUGUUGGGACUCACACUUGCACAACGAAUGAAGGCUUUUCUACACGA